Eimeria necatrix is the source of this 654-nucleotide messenger RNA. RefSeq lists its product as hypothetical. The record is from RefSeq and is a predicted model, not a curated record. Lineage: Eukaryota; Apicomplexa; Conoidasida; Eucoccidiorida; Eimeriidae.
AUGGAUUCUGUUCCUUCAGCUUCCACAAAUAAAAUGCUGCCAGAAGUCAGGCCCAGGGCCUCCACGCUGCGGGGGCCCCGCUCCAGCAGCUGCAGCAGCAGCAGCAGCAGCAGCAGCAGCAGCAGCAGCAGGCGAGUUGGCCGCAGCGAGCGGCAGCAACGGCAGCACGCACUACAAAGUGGCGAAGCAAGAUCGCGCAAGGCACCCAGGGGUAAGAGGCAGCAGCAGCAGCAAGUCAUUAGCAGCAGCAGCAGCCGCAGCAGCAGCAGCAGCAGAGGCAACAGCGGAAGAGGCAGCAGCAGCAGCAGCAACGGCAGCAGCCGCAACAGCAGCAGCGAGCUCGCAGAUGCAGCUGCACUGCACAAGAAAGAAUGCCAGCAGCCACACAUGCAGCUGCAGCAGCAGCAGCAGCAGCAUCCGCAGCAACGGCUGCAGCAGCAGCAGCAGCAACAGCAACAGCAACAAAGACAGCGAGCAACGAGAGGAGCACGUCGAAGUAAGCAGCAAAAACGCACCCGUCAGCAGCAGCAGCAACAGCAGCAGCAGCAGCAGCAACAGCAGCAGCAGCAGCAGCAACAGCAGCAGCAGCAGCAGCAGCACCUGCUUCUUCUCUGCGUCUGUGUAGAGGCGCAGCGUGUCUGUGGAGACUUUUAG